CCCUGGCCGCUGUCAGGUGAAGGGAAGGCGGCAAGAGCUGGGGGCUGGAACGGUGAGAGCUUCCCAGAGAAAGAGGAUGGCCCUGAGACUCUCAAGGAAGGAUGCGGGGAGCUUCCAGGAACCCUGCGCAAUGGAAUAGAUGAGGAGGUUCAGAGAGGGACAGGGAGUUGCCCGCAGCCACACAGCAGGUCCUAAGCCUGACCCCUGGGUCCUGUCUCCCGUCCAUUUCCACCAUGGUCUUCUGGACGCAGCUGAUGCUGCUGCUUUGGAAGAAUUUACUGUAUCGCAGGAGACAGCCGAUCCAGCUGUUGGUGGAGUUGAUGUGGCCUCUCUUUCUCUUCUUCAUCCUGGUGGCCGUACGCCAUUCCCACCCACCACUCGAGCAGCAUGAAUGCCACUUCCCCAACAAGCCGCUGCCUUCAGCGGGCACCAUUCCUUGGCUCCAGGGCCUCAUCUGCAAUGUGAACAACACCUGCUUCCCGUGGCCAACGCCUGGAGAGGAGCCUGGAGUCGUCAGCAACUUCAAGGAUUCCCUGGUCUCCCGCUUCCUGGCAGAUGCCCAUAGUGUCCUGGGGGGCCCCAGUGCCCAAAGGAUGCUGGCCAGCCUGAGGAAGCUCAUGCCCAUGCUGAGGGCAGCUCACCGAGCUAGGGCAGCCUGGCCUCAGCCGAGUGACCAGCCCAAGGAGGGACCACCCCUGGCCACUGAGCUGCUGAGGACACUGCUGCGAGGGGAAUCCCUGGGGUCUGUGCUGGGCCAAGCCCCGGAGUCCAUGGGCAGCUUUGUGGAGGCAGCAGAGGACCUGGCCCAGGAGGUCCUGGAGCUGCCCAGCCUGGUGGAGCUGCGGAUGCUGCUGCAGAGACCCCAGAGGACCACUGGCCCCCUGGAAGUGGUGUCAGAGGCCCUCUGCAGUGCCAGGGGACCUAGCAAACCGGGGGGGCCCUCCCUCAACUGGUAUGAGGCCAGUGACCUGAAGGAGCUCAUGGGACAGGAGCCGGCAAGGGCCCUACCUGUUGACAGCCUGAGCUCCAAGUGCAAUGAGCUGAUGGGGGCCCUGGACACCCACCCCAUGUCCCACCUGCUCUGGAGGCGCCUGAAGCCACUGGUCCUGGGGAAAGUACUGUUUGCUCCUGAUACGCCCUUCACCCGGCAGCUCAUGGCCCAGGUGAACCGAACUUUCCAGGAACUGGCUGUGUUGAAGGACGUCCAGGAGGUGUGGGAGCUGCUGGGACCCCAGCUCUUCAACUUCAUGAAUGACAGUGCAAAUGUCGCUGUGCUGCAGAAGCUCCUGCAAAUCCGGGACAAAAGAAGGAAGCAGCUAGGACCUGGAGGCCGGGACCAGGUGGAGGCCCUCCGUGCCUUUCUGAACCCACACAGAGGUGGCUACAGCUGGCAGGAGGCCCAUGCUGACAUGGGACAUCUGGUGGGCAUGCUGGGCCGCGUGAUGGAGUGCGUGACCCUGGACAAGCUGGAGGCUGUGCCCUCAGAGGCCGCCCUGGUGGAGCGGGCCCUGGAACUGCUCUCCCAGCACCGUUUCUGGGCCGGCAUUGUCUUCCUGGGGCCGGAGGACUCCCCGGACCGCACGCAGUUCCCAGGCCCUGGUCCCUUGCGCAUCAAGAUCCGUAUGGACAUCGAUGACGUAACCAGAACCAAUAAGAUAAGGGACAGGUUUUGGGACCCUGGCCCCGCCGCUGACCCCCUGAUAGACCUGCGCUAUGUGUGGGGCGGCUUCGUGUACCUGCAGGACAUGGUGGAGCGCGCUGCCGUGCACGUGCUCAGCGGUGCCCCGCCCCGCGCCGGCCUCUACCUGCAGCAGAUGCCCUACCCUUGCUAUGUGGAUGAUGCGUUCCUGCGAGUGCUGAGCCGCUCACUGCCGCUCUUCCUGACGCUGGCCUGGAUCUACUCGGUGGCGCUGACCGUGAAGGCUGUGGUGCGAGAGAAGGAGACACGGCUGCGCCACACGAUGCGCGCCAUGGGGCUCAGCAGCGCUGUGCUGUGGCUGGGCUGGUUUCUCAGCUGCCUCGGGCCCUUCCUUCUCAGCACCGCGUUGCUCGUGGCCGUGCUCAAGCUUGGGGACAUCCUUCCCUACAGCCACCCUGUUGUGCUCUUCCUGUUCUUGGCGGCUUUCGCCGUGGCCACGGUGGUCCAGAGUUUCUUGCUAAGCGCCUUCUUCUCCCGCGCCAACCUGGCGGCCGCCUGCGGGGGCCUCGCCUACUUCGUGCUCUAUCUGCCCUACGUGCUGUGCGUGGCCUGGCGGGACCAGCUGCCGGUGGGCGGCCGCGUCGCCGCGAGCCUUCUGUCACCUGUGGCCUUUGGCUUCGGCUGCGAGAGCCUCGCGCUGCUGGAGGAGCAGGGCGAGGGCGCGCAGUGGCACAACAUGGGCACUGCGCCUACGGACGACGUCUUCAGCCUGGCCCAGGUUUCGGGCCUUCUGCUGCUCGAUGCCACUCUCUACGGCCUCGCCACUUGGUACCUGGAGGCCGUGUGCCCAGGCCAGUACGGGAUUCCCGAACCAUGGAACUUUCCCUUUCAGAGGAGCUACUGGAUUAGGCCUCAGACCCCCAAGGGUCCCGCCCCGCCCCCUGCCCCGCAGGACCCACAGGUGCUGGUGGAGGAGGCACCACAUGGCCUGGUUCCCGGGGUCUCCAUACGGGGCCUAGAAAAGCGCUUUCCUGGCAACCCGCAGCCAGCCCUGCGGGGGCUCAGCCUGGACUUCUACCAGGGCCACAUCACCACCUUCCUGGGCCACAACGGUGCGGGCAAGACCACUACUCUGUCCAUCCUGAGCGGCCUUUUCCCACCCACUGCUGGCUCUGCCUGUGUCCUGGGCCAUGACGUCCGGUCCAGCAUGGCAGCCAUCCGGCCCCACCUGGGCGUUUGCCCACAGUACAACGUGCUGUUUGACAUGCUGACUGUGGAUGAGCAUGUCUGGUUCUACGGGCGGUUGAAGGGUCUGAGCGCAGCUGCCGUGGGCCCUGAGCAGGACCGUCUGCUUCAGGACGUGGGGCUCGUCCCCAAGCGGCACACACAGACGCGCCACCUCUCUGGUGGGACGCAGCGGAAGCUUUCAGUGGCCAUUGCCUUUGUGGGUGGCUCCCAAGUCGUUAUCCUGGACGAGCCCACGGCUGGUGUGGACCCUGCUUCCCGUCGCAGCAUUUGGGAGCUGCUGCUCAAAUACCGUGAAGGUCGCACACUGAUCCUCUCCACCCACCACCUGGAUGAGGCUGAGCUGUUGGGAGACCGUGUGGCAAUAGUGGCGGCCGGCCGCCUGUGCUGCUGCGGCUCCCCACUCUUCUUGCGGCGUCACUUGGGCUCCGGAUACUACCUGACGCUGGUGAAGGGUCCCCCACCUCUGGCUGCCAGCAAAAAGGGUGCCACUGACUUGAAGGACAGCAUGGAUGCCAGGCGGGAAGGGGAGCUGGGCAGCCAUGGCAGCACUGCCGGUGUGCCCCAGCUGCUGGCCCUGGUGCAGCGCCUGGUGCCCGGGGCACGGCUGGUCGAGGAGCUGCCACACCAGCUGGUGCUGGCACUGCCCUACAAGGGCGCCCUGGACGGCAGCUUCGCCGAGCUCUUCCAUGAGCUGGACCUGCAGCUGGGGAAGCUGGGGCUGGCCGGCUACGGGAUCUCUGACACCAGCCUCGAGGAGAUCUUCCUGAAGGUGGUAGAGGACUGUGCUACAGACACAGGCCCAGAGGAUGCAGCCACAGAUGGUCAGCACAGGCAGCUCCAGUGCUUGAGGAGGAAUUACCCGGAAGUGACCACGCGGCUCAAGAUUCUGCCCGAGGGGUCCGCCCUGGAGAAUGGGGAGCUGGCUGGAUCUGCCCCAGAGAUGCAGGCCCUGCAGAGCUCAGGGCCAGAUGCCACAGGCCGGGUCCAGGGCUGGGCACUGACCCUCCAACAGCUCCGGGCCUUGCUUCUCAAACGCUUCCUGCUGGCCCACCGCAGCCGCCGGGGCCUGUUCGCACAGAUCGUGCUGCCUGCCCUCUUUGUGGGCCUUGCGCUGGCGUUCAGCCUCGUCGUGCCUCCUUUUGGAUACUACCCGCCUCUGCAGCUCAGUCCCAGCAUGUACGGUGCCCAAGUGUCCUUCUUCAGCGAGGAUGCCCCAGGCGACCCUGAACGUGCCCAUCUGCUCGAGGCACUGCUGGAGGAGGCCGGAUUGGAGGGAAAUAACUCCGCCAGGGCGCCCAAGUGCACCCCGCCCGCUGUCGGCCAGUUCUCGGUGCCCGAGGUUCCUGCAGAUGUGGCUGAAGUCUUGGCCAGGGGCAACUGGACGCCAGAGUCUCCGUCCCCAGCCUGCCAGUGUAGCCGGCCUGGUGCCCGCCGCCUGCUGCCCGACUGUCCCUCAGGGGCUGGUGGUCCCCCGCCACCCCAGGCGCCAAGCAGCUCGGGCGAAGUGGUCCAGAACCUAACCGGCCGGAAUCUGUCUGACUUCCUGGUCAAGACCUACCCGGGCCUGGUGCGCCAGGGCCUGAAAACUAAGAAGUGGGUGAAUGAGGUCAGGUAUGGGGGCUUCUCCCUGGGGGGCCGAGACCCCGGCCUACCCUCAGGGCUUGAGGUGGGUCGCUCUGUGGAGGAGCUGCGGGCCCUGCUGAGUCCCCAACCUGGUGGGGCCCUCGACCGCAUCCUGAACAACCUCACAGCAUGGGCUCUCAGUCUGGACACCCCGGACAGCCUCAAGAUAUGGUUCAACAACAAGGGCUGGCACGCGAUGGUGGCCUUUGUCAACCGAGCCAACAAUGCUCUCCUACAUGCCCGUCAGCCACCAGGCCCCACCCGUCAAGCCCACAGCAUUAUCACCAUCAACCAUCCACUGAACCUCACCAAGGAGCAGCUGUCCGAGGCUGCGCUGAUGGCCUCCUCAGUGGACGUGCUCGUCUCCAUCUGCGUGGUCUUUGCUAUGUCCUUCGUCCCAGCCAGCUUCACCCUUGUCCUCAUCGAUGAGCGUGUCACCCGAGCCAAACACCUGCAGUGCAUGGGUGGCCUGCCCCCAACCCUCUACUGGCUCAGCAACUUUGUCUGGGACAUGUGUAACUACUUGGUGCCAGCGUGCAUUGUGGUCCUCAUUUUUCUGGCCUUCCAGCAGAGGGCGUAUGUGGCCCCUGCCAACCUGCCUGCCCUCCUGCUCUUGCUACUACUGUAUGGCUGGUCGAUCACACCGCUCAUGUACCCAGCCUCCUUCUUCUUCUCCGUGCCCAGCACGGCCUACGUGGUGCUCACCUGCAUCAACCUCUUUAUUGGCACCAAUGGCAGCAUGGCCACUUUUGUGCUUGAGCUCUUCUCUGAUCAGAAAUUGCAGGAGGUGAGCCAGAUCCUGAAAUGGGUCUUCCUUAUCUUUCCCCACUUCUGCCUGGGCCGGGGACUCAUUGACAUGGUGCGGAACCAGGCCAUGGCUGACGCCUUUGAGCGCUUGGGAGAUGGGCAGUUCCAGUCACCCCUGCGCUGGGAGGUGGUUGGCAAGAACCUCUUGGCCAUGGUGGUACAGGGGCCCAUCUUCCUCCUCUUCACGCUCCUGCUGCAGCAUCGCAAUCGCCUCCUGCCACAACCCAAGCUGAAGCCUCUGCCCCCCCUUGGAGAGGAGGAUGAAGAUGUGGCCCGUGAGCGGGAACGGGUCAUGCUAGGGGAUACCCAGGGGGAUGUGUUGGUGCUGAGGGACCUGACCAAGGUGUACCGUGGGCAGAGGACACUGGCUGUCAACCGCCUGUGCCUGGGGAUCCCCCCUGGCGAGUGUUUUGGGCUGCUGGGUGUGAAUGGAGCCGGGAAGACGUCCACCUUCCGCAUGGUGACCGGGGACACGCUGCCCAGCGGGGGUGAGGCCAUGCUGGUGGGCCACAGCGUGACCCAGGAACCGGCUGCAGCUAACCGCGGCAUGGGCUACUGCCCUCAGUCUGAUGCCAUCUUCGAGCUGCUGACAGGCCGCGAGCACCUGGAGCUGUUUGCACGCCUGCGCGGGGUCCCUGAGGCCCAGGUUGCCCAGACAGCAAGCUUGGGCCUGGAGCGCCUGGGGCUCCUUCAGUAUGCGGACCGUCCCGCGGGCACCUAUAGCAGUGGCAACAAGCGGAAGCUGGCGACAGCCCUGGCUCUGGUGGGGGACCCGGCUGUGGUCUUUCUGGAUGAGCCGACCACCGGCAUGGACCCCAGUGCCCGGCGCUUCCUCUGGAACAGCGUCCUGGCUGUGGUGCAGGAGGGCCGCUCCGUGGUGCUCACCUCGCACAGCAUGGAGGAGUGUGAGGCCCUCUGCACGCGCCUCGCCGUCAUGGUGAACGGGCGGUUCCGCUGCCUGGGCAGCACGCAGCACCUCAAGGGCAGAUUCGGGGCUGGCCACACGCUGACCCUGCGGGUGCCCUUGUCGCGGUCUGAGUCAGCGGCAGCCUUCGUGGCAGCGGCGUUCCCGGAGGCCGAGCUGCGGGAGGCACACGGCGGCCGCCUGCGCUUCCAGCUGCCCCCGGGAGGGCGCUGUGCCCUGGCGCGCGUCUUUGGAGAGCUGGCGGCACACGGGGCGGAGCAUGGCGUGGAGGACUUCUCUGUAAGCCAGACCACGCUAGAGGAGGUAUUCCUGUACUUCUCCAAGGAUCAGGGGAAGGAGGAGGAGGAGGAACAGGAGGCAGAAGCGGACCCUGUGCCAGGCUGGCAGCGCCCCAAGCUCAUCACCCAGUCCCUCGAUGACCCCAGCAUGGCCGUGACGGUGCUCUGAGCCUAUCUCCUCUGUGGAGCUGGCGGGAGGCCCUGGGAGUGACAGAGGCAGGGCAGAGGGCCUGGAGCAUGGACCCAGACUCCCAGAGGGGUCGCUGCCCAGGAGGAAAUAAAGAGAAGUCGCGGUGUAAA
Messenger RNA from Camelus dromedarius (Arabian camel), 6820 nucleotides. RefSeq names its product ATP binding cassette subfamily A member 7 (gene ABCA7). The record is from RefSeq and is a predicted model, not a curated record. The coding region runs from base 234 to 6689 and encodes 2151 amino acids. Gene Ontology annotation, cellular component: membrane; intracellular membrane-bounded organelle. Gene Ontology annotation, biological process: phospholipid efflux; transmembrane transport; cholesterol efflux. Gene Ontology annotation, molecular function: ABC-type transporter activity; apolipoprotein A-I receptor activity; ATP binding. The transcript is spliced from 47 exons. Lineage: Eukaryota; Metazoa; Chordata; Mammalia; Artiodactyla; Camelidae.